AUGUUCCGCAGCAGCGUCACCCGCGCUGCCCGCGCCGUCAACCCCGCCAACCCCUCCAUCGCCUCCCUCCGCACGCUCGCCACCGCCGCCGCACCUUCAUCGACUGCCUCCCCCUCCCCCGUUUCCUCCUCCACGCGCUCUCACAAGAUCCUCGUCGUUGGCGGCGGUAGCGCCGGUCUCAACGUCAGCCACCAACUCCUCCGCACUGGGCAAUUCACCCAAGAUGACAUCGCCAUCAUCGACCCCGCCGAAUGGCACCACUACCAACCCGGCUGGACCCUGGUCGGCGGCGGCGUGAAGACAAAGGAGGAGCUGCGCCGCCCGCUGCCUGGCUUGCUGGACCCCAAGCUGAAGCUGUACGGCCAGGCCGUGGACAGCUUCACCCCCGAGCAGAACACCGUCACGCUGGCCAACGGCGACCGUCUCGGGUACGAGCAGCUGAUCGUCGUGCCGGGCAUCCACGUCAACUUCAACAGCAUCCGCGGGCUGCCCGAGGCGCUGGCCGACCCGAACAGCCUGGUCUCGUCGAUCUACGGCUACGAGCACGUGGACAAGGUGUACCGGACGUUGCAGAAGCUCAAGAGCGGCAAGGCGCUGUUCACGCAGCCGGCGGGGGUGCUGAAGUGCGCCGGCGCGCCGCAGAAGAUCAUGUGGCUGGCGCUGGACCACUGGAAGCAGGCCGGGCUGUACGACCCGUCCAAUCCCAGCAAGUCGGCCAUCAACAUCAGCUUCGCGACCGGGCUGCCGGCGAUGUUCGGCGUGCCCAAGUACAGUGCCUCCCUGGAGGCGCUGCGCCAGGAGCGCGGCGUGGAGGGCCUGUUCCAGCACGAUCUCGUCGCCGUCGAGGGCAACACCGCCACCUUCGCCAAGGUCGAUGGGUCGGGCGCGCAGGUGCAGCGCGAGUUCGACCUGCUGCACGUCGUGCCCAAGAUGGGCCCGCACGCCUUCGUCAAGAACUCGCCGCUGGCCGACGCGGCGGGCUUUGUCGACGUCGACAACGCCACCACCCAGCACAAGAAGUUCAAGAACGUCUGGUCCAUCGGUGAUGCGUCGAGUCUGCCGACCUCCAAGACCGCCGCGGCCGUCAUCGCCGAGGCGCCCGUGAUGGUGCGCAACCUGCUGCGCGCGGCCGAGGGCAAGGCGCCCGAUGCUGAGUACGACGGGUACACCUCGUGCCCGUUGACGACGGAAUAUGGCAAGGUCCUGUUGGCCGAGUUCAAGUACGCGGGCGUGCCCAAGGAGACUUUUGGCAGCUUGUUCGGGAUCGACCAGGCCACGCCGCGCAAGGCUUUCUGGCAGCUGAAGAAGAACUUCUUCCCUUGGGUGUACUACAACAACAUGGUGAAGGGGACGUGGGCUGGUCCUAAGGGGUGGAUCCGGUAG
Molecule: messenger RNA, 1383 nt
Organism: Aspergillus saccharolyticus JOP 1030-1
Lineage: Eukaryota; Fungi; Ascomycota; Eurotiomycetes; Eurotiales; Aspergillaceae
Product: NAD(P)/FAD-dependent oxidoreductase
Exons: 1
Coding region: 1-1383 (460 amino acids)
Cellular component (GO): mitochondrion
Molecular function (GO): sulfide:quinone oxidoreductase activity; FAD binding
Source: RefSeq, a predicted model, not a curated record